AUGGGGAAUGACCUUAAACAGGAGGUAAGUGUUGCCAGGCCACGUUGCGGCUCCAAGGUGCUCCUAUCCACAACCCGUGACUCAACAGACCAAGGUGGCUGUGCCCACUACAUCGAAGGAGAUUUUGAUUCUGCCGAAGAAGCCAUGGAAGAAUUGGACUUUACUAACAAGAUCUGUAAGACAUCUACACGGACACCCAGUCCUCAUUCCAUGGGAACUGAGUCUUAUCGCUCGGCCAGCCAAAGCUCUCUAGAUUCUUCAGAAUCCCAUAAAGCAGACCUUGCCUAUCAUCAUCAUACUGAUGAGGACACACUUCCAAAUGAAUGUUCUUUGGAUUAUCCGAUACGAGUACCUAUAAUUGGAUUUGAGACAAUGGAGCAACGUGCAAGAUUUACACAAUGUAAUUCAUAUCACUAUCUAUCUAUCUAUCUAUCUAUCUAUCUAUCUAUCUUAGUCUGUUUUUAUCUAUCUAUCUAUCUAUCUUAUCUGUUUUUAUCUAUCUAUCUUAGUCUGUUUUUAUCUGUCUAUCUAUCUAUCUAUCUAUCUAUCUAUCUGGGCCUGUUUUUAUCUAUCUAUCUGGGCCUGUUUUUAUCUAUCUAUCUGAACCUGUUUAUAUCUAUCUAUCUGAACCUGUUUAUAUCUAUCUAUCUGAACCUGUUUUUAUCUUUCUAUCUAUCUGAACCUCUUUUUUUUAUCUAUCUAUCUGAGCCUGUUUUAAAUCUAUCUAUCUUAGUCUGUUUUAAAUCUAUCUAUCUGAGCCUGUUCAUAUCAUCUACCAUAUUCUUUUCAUACCUAUCUAAAUCUGUUUUUAUUCUAUCUAUCUAUCUAUCUAUCUAUCUAUCUAUCUAUCUAUCUAUCUAUCUAUCUAUCUGUUUUAUUUUAUUCUAUCUAUCUAUCUAUCUAUCUAUCUAUCUAUCUAUCUAUCUAUCUAUCUAUCAAAUUUUGUGA
Molecule: messenger RNA, 948 nt
Organism: Acanthosepion pharaonis
Lineage: Eukaryota; Metazoa; Mollusca; Cephalopoda; Sepiida; Sepiidae
Source: the annotation of a GenBank genome assembly